Cryptococcus wingfieldii CBS 7118 is the source of this 3546-nucleotide messenger RNA. Its product is annotated as topoisomerase 1-associated factor 1. Gene Ontology annotation, biological process: DNA repair; DNA replication checkpoint signaling; replication fork arrest. Bases 1 to 3546 code for a protein of 1181 amino acids. The transcript has 13 exons. Gene Ontology annotation, cellular component: replication fork protection complex. Gene Ontology annotation, molecular function: DNA binding. NCBI's taxonomy places the organism in Eukaryota, Fungi, Basidiomycota, Tremellomycetes, Tremellales, Cryptococcaceae. The record is from RefSeq and is a predicted model, not a curated record.
AUGGACGACAACCGCCCCCCCUCCCCCCCGCCCUUCCUGGACGCCCCAGAGCACAAGUACGACCUCUUCUACAAUGCCGUUCAGACCCUCGUCAACGCUCUCGGUGGUUACGAAGAUAUCGAGUCUCCCCCAGGAAGCGGCCACUUUGAUACCAUUUACAGGCCUGGUGAUAGUGUCCUGGGCGUGCUCAAGGAUCUCAAGAAGCUAUGGAGAAAGGAUGACGAAGAUGAUGAACGGACGGUGGCGAGGUGUAUGGCUCAGGCGGGGUUAAUGAAGGAGUUGGUGGCUAUCUUGGUGGAAUGUGCAGACAGAGGAGAGUGGGGGCGGAAAGUGUCGCUUGUUGCUUGUGACUUGAUUGCUGCUCUGACAUGGCCUAUCGACGUUGCGCAAGAACUAAAGGAGAUUGAAGAGGAAGGGCCCAUCAUCACAGACUACGCGUCUUUGCUCCGCGCACAGAUGGAGUACAAGGCAUUGUUUCUUAAGAGCGAUCGCCCGCUUAGAGCUCUGUUAGCGCUCAUGGUCCCGUGUCUUGCAAAACCUCGAAAAGAUGAGAAGGACACGCGAAUCAUCUCUCUAGGUCUACAUGUCGUACGAAACCUUCUAGCUGUGAAGGAUGCUUCUGCGGAAGGUACUGCGACCGGUACCAAAGCAGAAAUGGCCCAACUUCAAUCUGAUCUGAUCUGUCAACUCGAUUCUCUCACAUAUCUCCAACUCUUCCUCACUCUCGCCUCCUGCUCCGACAAGAGUGAUCUCAACGCCUUUAAUGUCAUCGUCCUCGACAUCCUGCAUCUCAUCUUUAGAGGUGUCAAAGUGCAAGAACUGGGGCAAGACCAGAAGAGGGUACCACUGGACAAUCUGGCAAAGCUGCUUGAUGGGGAGAAGAAGCAGAAGGCUAUGAGUUCGAAAUCUGGGUAUACACGGCACUCGAGGUUUGGCACUACUAUCACGGUCAAGACUGCUGAGCAACGCGUGGUGCUCCACAAGCAGAAUGCCGUCGUCCAAGACGCCGGAAAGAUCUUGGAUGCUGUCAAGAAGGGAAAGAAAGCACCCCCAAAGAAAAUGGAUGAAUUGACUCAAUACAUCACCUUGAGUGUGGAAGCCAUGAUCGUUCUGCAAAACUUUUGUCGAGCUUUCUUAGAAACUGCUUUCAACACCUUCUUCGAAUACAUUCUUCGCGACAUUCGCAUGGAACGUACCAAAAUCCGUCCCUCCGACAACAUCCGCGUCUUCUACCUCACCCGCUUCUUUAUCGAAUACCUCCUUCUCCUCCGCAACAAGCUGUACGACAAGGGCGGCUCGCGUGAAAGGGACGAGCUGCCAUUGGGGUUGGUAGCGCAGAUGGCAGAGAUGGACUCUGUCAAGUGGUUGUUUGCGAGGUUGAGGAUUAGUUGGGACGAUAAGCCCAAGGCUUGGACAGAGUUGCAAGCGUGUAUAGACUGUUUUACGCAGAUUCUUCUGCUUAUUGACGAUAUGGCUACAUCGCCCGACGAAGAGGAUGUGGAAGUUGCCGAGAUCAUGCAGCAUCAGCUGUAUUAUAACUACGACAUUUUGGACUCUGCCCUCUCUGUGGUUCGAGAAUACAAGAAUCAAUCCAUCGCGUACCUCGACUCCAUCAUCCACUUUGCCUACGUCCUCCUCCGCAUGCUCGAGCGCUACUCCAAAACCAAAUCCUUCAUGUUUAUCCGCAAACGCAAAAACACCCAUCGCAAGCGUAAAGAGCAACAGGUGGAUCCGAAUGACAGCGAGGAAGUGAGGAGGAGAAAUAUCCCGGAAGAGUAUGGGAAUGAGGAAGAGGCGGAUCAGGGGCCGGAUCAGGAUGCACCGACUUACGAGGAACAUGCGUUUACUUUCCAGGGGUUCGAAAAGAGGUUUGCAACUGAAGCUAUUGUCAAUACUCUGCUGGUGUACCUCGAACGCUUCCUCGAAUUCGAUUCUGCCGAACAGGUUAAGCGGGUGGUCGGACUGAUGCACCGUCAAGUCGUCAAAACCCACGCCGAGGGCCUCUUCUACAAAGUGACCACGAUGAUCCUCUUCCAACGUAUAUUGGAAAACAAACACGCCCUCCCCGAUGCCCCUGCCUCUCGAGAUCUCACAACACUCAUCACUUUCAUCCUUCGCAAAUUCUUCAAGCAUGUGGAGAAGGAUCCGUACAUAAUCAUCGAAGUCCUGAGUACGAAAGCGCGAGGCAAAUGGAGGGGCGGUGGUGGGGAGAGUGAUGAUGAUGGGAUGGGUGGUCAGAAGAGUAGAAUCAAGGAAAAGAUGGGUCCCGCUGAAUUGGCGUUCGUCAAGAAACACAACCUCUCAUGGUCAAAACAGAUGUCUGUCGUAUUCGCGAUCCUGCACGAAGCCGGCCAAGGAUAUCUCAUCAAGUGGAUUAUCGGCGUCCUUGAAGAGGUGCUCGCGGCUAGGCAGGAGAUUGUCUUGGCCACAGAUGGUGGCAUGGACGUUGACGAAGACGAGGAUGGGAAUGUUCGGGCUAGAAACUUUGGUGGGCCUAGUGAGGAGGCAAAGAGCAAGUUUGUGCAGUAUGAUCUUCAACCAGAGGAUGACGAGCAGACGGCGGCUAUCCAAAAGAAUCAGCACUUCCGGCUCAUGCUCAAACUUCUCUCCUUCGACAUUCCUCCCCCUCCCACGGAGCUUGAUUUCGAAGAAGAUAUCUCUCCGGAACAGCUCGCUGCUGCCGUCAAGAAAUCCAACUAUGCUUGGCAUAUCCCCGAAGACGUCGUACCUUCAAACUUGGAGGCGAGUAUUGGGGCUCUCAAGCAGUAUAUGGAAGACCCACCGAGCCUCGACGAAGAUCCCAAAAAGCUUCUUCGUCGCAAACCUCGUGCACCUCGUCGCCGCCGACGUUCCCCGUCUGUCCAGUCUUACGACUCCGAAACUGGUGAAGUCCGCGAAUCAACGCGCGAUUCUCGCCCGAAGAACAAUGCGCGCAGGAAGAAGGCAAAGAAGGCUGCGGAGACGCAGACAUUCAAGUCUGCAGCGUUCAUUGAAGACUCGGAUGACGAAGACGAAGAAGCGACUAGGAGGUUCUUUGAGAAUGAGGCGAAGUUGAGAGCCGAGAUGGAUGCCCUCGCCGCUAACGGUGGGCAUAGUAUGCUUGACCGAGGCGUGAAGAGGAAACGCGGUGCGGGAAAGGGCAAGGGCAAGAAGGGCAAGAGUCUAGAGAUAGUGGACUCUGAAGAUGAGGGCCUGCCGCUACCCAGCUCGACGCCAAUGAACGACGACGUUGAGCCGGAAAGCGAUAGAGGGGAGCAUGGAGCGACGACGAGAAUCGUCACGGAGGAGGAGAUAGCUGCGAUGAACAGAAGAAAGGAAACGCUGGCCGACAUGCGGCGGAUGGCGAUGGAGAGUGAUGAGGAGCUGGGUGACAGUGGAUCUGAUGAGGAUCACGAAGGUCGUUCCAUGCGACCCGUGGUGCACAGUUCGGAGAGUGGCAUGCCAAUCUUCGAAGAGGCUGGCGAUGACGAGGACGAUGAUGAAGUAAGGGCUCCCAGAGCGUCCGCAAGAAGAGUCGUUAUGGACUCUGACGAGGAUGACGAUUAG